Helianthus annuus (common sunflower) is the source of this 450-nucleotide messenger RNA. RefSeq names its product ATP-dependent DNA helicase pif1-like. Gene Ontology annotation, molecular function: helicase activity; ATP binding. The record is from RefSeq and is a predicted model, not a curated record. Lineage: Eukaryota; Viridiplantae; Streptophyta; Magnoliopsida; Asterales; Asteraceae. The transcript has a single exon. The coding region runs from base 1 to 450 and encodes 149 amino acids.
AUGCCGAAUCAUAAGUUGGUAUUAAAAGUUGGCGUUCCCAUAAUGCUUUUACGUAACCUUGAUCAGAAAAACGGUUUGUAUAAUGGUACAAGAUUACAAGUCGUUACACUUGGUGAUCGUAUUAUUGAAGCAAAAGUUAUUGGGACAAGAACUUUUAUUCCAAGGAUCAAUCUUUCUCCUUCUGACAAACGAAUUCCUUUCAAACUUCAAAGAAGGCAAUUUCCGAUAGCAGUGUGUUUCGCAAUGACGAUAAACAAAAGCCAGGGGCAGUCGCUAUCGAAGGUUGGUUUGUUUCUAAAGCAACCUGUUUUCACUCACGGACAACUAUACGUUGCACUUUCAAGAGUCAAAAGUAUGGAUGGUUUAAGGAUGUUAAUAUUAGACGAUGAUGGGAACGUUACUAAUAAAACUACAAAUGUAGUUUACAAAGAGAUAUUCUCAAAUUUAUAG